GAGAGCUGGGGGCGGGGCCGUCGCAACGGCCGCGCGGCCCGGGGGAGGGGGAGCGGGCCCGGAUGAGGAAGUGAUGUGAGCGGGCUGCGGAGCGGCGAGGAGCGGCGCGGCCGCGGGGUAAACUGUGAAAGGCUCUGGGCAGAGGGCCUCCAGCUGCCCCCAUGCUCUCAUCUGGGGUGGAAUGUCUCCUUGACUCCUCUGCCUGCACUGGCACUGAGGACCUGCACAAGGGGCUGCCGCUCAGCAUCCCCGCCGGCCUUAUGGCUGUGUCUGAGGCCGGUGCUGGAUUAGAUGCAAAACCCGAUGUGUCCUUACCUGAGCUGGCACACAGUAGUGAGCUGUCAUCCGAGCACCACAGGACUUGGGAGGCAAAAGGCUUUGGAGAGGAGGCAGAGCAUCUGGAUGAUGUGGUCAGAGGGGUUCAUCGGGAGCCAGCAGAACCACUUACGGAAGAAUUACUGCAGGACGAGCAUGCUCAACAGCAUGAAGAAAACAAACGAACUCGUAGGAAACAAGACUGUUCUAGCGGUGAAUACCAGCAAGGAGGUGAAGAGGCACAAGAUGCUGAGGAAGACCAUGCGGAAUGCUGUGCUCUAAAACGUGGGGAAAAAUGGUUAAAACAAGAGGAUCCUCAUCUAAACAAGCAUGAGGUAAAUUCUUCAGCAACUUGUGGCACCAAAAUAGCAGGAUCUCUGAAGAGCAAAGGAGAAAACCAAGCAAAUUUUCAGGUGACAGCUGAAACUCUCCCAAAGCUUACUGAAGAAGCACAAGGUAUGAAGGCUGACGGGACUAGAAUAUUUAGUAAAGCAGGAUACCAGAAUGGCAGUGUGAGUAAAGGUCUUCCACCUGAGAGUGACAAAUGCCCAGAUGUAGACACAGUCAUGGCUAGAGCUGGGGUUUCAGAAACCACCGGGUUAGAUUUCAUAGAGCCUUUAAAAGUUAUGGACAUGGAAUCAACAACAGAACACUCACAAGAAAUAAGUGAAUAUAAUGGGUUGAAAGCCCAUGCUGACACGUCAUUGAGAAUGAGGGGCAAUGUUGUAUCUAUUUUGGAGACUACAGAAGAAAAGUUACCUAGACAAAAUCUUGUUAAUGAAUUCAAUACAUCACUUGAUAAUUGCCAGACUUACCAGCAGGAUGAAGAAAACAAUGCUUGUGACUUCUGUACCGUUGUUCCACCUAAAGGUAAUGAACCUGUUAGGUUAUCAUCAGUAGAAAGUUGUAGAAUGCUCUCCAUAAAAAAUUCUGAAGUUAUAUGUUCGGUUCUGGAAAGCGUCUGUUAUCUGGACUUUAGAAAUAUGUCACUAGACAACAACAGCACUGCAAUCCAUGGAAUUAUUAAUGAAACCGCAAAAAAGCAUCUUCCUGAAAGCAUGGCAAGUCAGACUAAUUAUGAUCACAGAACUGGAUUUGUAGAGGACUCCACCUCCAAAUCCAUGCCGGUAGAGCAUCUCUCAGUGCUAAGGAAUAAACAAUUAUCUAGCGAUAAAACGGGUGAUAGGGAAACAAAUGAUAGUACAGGCAAAUCAUACAGCUCUGAAUUUGAAGAGGCUGCUGAAAUCCAGAGAGAGAUUGCUGUGGGAGGUAACGCUGAAGCUCAAGAGAGUGCUGAUUCUGAGCAUUGUCAUUCUUCAGUUUUCAGUUCUAUUGCUUCAUCUUCUGAGGAGUUCUCAAAAGAAAAAUUAAAAAUGAUCCCAUCAGAAGCCAGUAAGUGGGAAAAGAACCAGUUGCAAUUCUCUGUCAGUGAUCUAUGCAAGGAUGAUGCAAAAGGAAGUAGCCUACUGAAGGAAAUGAACAGCGUUGCUUCCCAUGAAAUUGGACAGACAGAUGUAUGUAUUUAUAAGUCCUACAGUAAAAUUUCUACUGUCAGUAGCCAUGACUGUCAGGAUCUUUCUGCCAAGCUAGAAGAAGGUUCACCUGAGGUACAACUGCUUGAAAAGGAAUCUCAGAGUAAUACAGUGUUAGAGUUUUCUGGCAAAGAAACUAAUUUGAUUUAUACACUAAAUGUAACUCUACCUCCUGUUACACAAAAAUCAAGAGAACCUCACUGUGAUGAGUGUCUAUUUUGUACUGCUCAUGAAGUUGCAAGCAAGGACAAGGCUGAGGAUAAUCUAUCUGGAAAAGAGUCACUUGGUUCUUCUGGGGCUACAGAGGAACAACUUGCUGAAUUUGUGCUGCAUAAAGACAAAUUCCAGUCCUCAAUAAAUCCCAAGACUUCUGGUGAAUCUAGUGUGACAAGCAACAUUUCCCAGAAGAACAGGAAGUCUUCAGAAGGGAAGGUAGAGAGUGUAGACACUGGUUUAGAAAAUGAACAUAGCAACACAUGGAAUUCUAGUAAUCAGAGUUCAAAAGACCAGCAUACAGCUGCCACUGCUUCCAGUAUCUUAUCAAGUAGAACACACAUAGAUGAUGUGGUCCUGAACAGUCAUUUUUUUAAGGCUGAUGUUGAGAUGAAGAUUGAUGAAAAUGAUAGUUUGGAAGGAGAAGCUUCAGCUGGAUAUAAUAGUAAAAAGGCAAUCAUUUUUCUGGAAGAACAUUGCCCUUUGGCAUGCAGAUGUCUUCCUUAUCAAGAUGACUGGGGCAACAGAUGUGUAGCUCUGCAUGGGAUAAAUGAUAUUUCCACAGAAAAAAGCAUGUUUUGUCUAACUUAUGCUGCAGAGGAGUCUACUGCUACCUUGGUAGGAGAUGAGAUUUCAAAUAAGAAUAUGAAAGCUGAAAAUACGAAACAAUUUGAUCUUUGUAAAUUAACAGACAGCAGUGAAAUUAUUUGUGACAAACAUGAGGCAAAAGACCAAGUUAGCACGUGUGCUGUCCCUGCAGAUGAAUUUGAUAAAAUAAGGACUCUGAGUUCUCCAAAAGUUCCUGGAGGCAAUUGGAGAAGUAAGACCAGUGAACAGCUAUUAGUCAGAUAUUUGAACAAAAAAAAUUGUGUUCAUAAUUUUGGAUUUUGCAACUCUCCCUUAUGCCCGAAGAUGAGAGAACUAGGCACAUCUGAGAAGAAAGGAAUGUCAUCGCUCACAGCUAGUUCUUCUGAGUACAGCUCUUCAAUCUGUGCUACAUGUCCGUUACUCAACAAUACGAACAUGCAAACAGAAAAGACCCUUUCUGCAAUUGAAAAUCAGUUUCUUGCACAUCCGAGUGAGUUCUAUGACCUAGUUCCAGGCAGCAAGCAACAUCUAGAAACCUUAAAUAAAAAGCCAGACACUGGUUUACAAUUUAUCGCUACUUCUGCAGAGGAAACUAAACUGUCAAUGAGCUCUGGCCAAUAUGAAGAGAGACUGUUAAAAAAAGGUGAUGACCUGACUCUGUUAGUUGACAAACACGUAAGAGAAGAUGGUUUUCAAAGAACUGUAAAAGAGAAUGUAGUGGAUUUUGAGUCUUCAACUGGUUUAAGAAAUGCAGACUGUUCAGGAUGCAUGGGUUCCAUCGGUGAUCUAAUUCAAGAGAAAAUGAAAAAACUAAAAGAGAAAGGGAACAGCUGUGGAAGCGAAGAUAAGGAAACCCUUGAAGAAAGCCUUUCUGAUAGCAGAUCACAAUGUUCACAGCAUGCUUUGUCCAUCAAAUGCGUGAAAGACAAAGCAGAGCUAGUGUUUUCAGGAAAUAAAAUGCAGCAAUCCUUGGCAAAGAUGAAGUGGUUAAUUGGGGACCAGGCAAAUACAGUUAGUGCCCCAUUUUUGCCCUUCUCAUCAAUUCACAGGAGUCUGUUUUACAAGCCAGAAAAAAUGCAUGUACUUUCACAGAUGGAAAACAAAAGACUGAGAAAAAAAUCUAUCUUAAAUAACUCUUGCUCACAGUUGAUGUUGGAGCCUGGUAAAGAAACAGAUGCUAAAAAGGACGUGGGUCCAUCCCAUUUUGUGAAGUUUAACAUCCAAGACUCUUCUAAUGAGACUCACAGGGAUUCAGAAACACCAUCAGCUCUGAACUUAGGAAACUCAUUGCCUCAGAAAGAAAAGCUAUGCGUGUCAUCUGAGAAUACAGACAUAGGUAACAGUGAUUCAUCUUCAGAUGAAAUUUGUAGCAAAGGUUCUUCAGAGACAAAACCUCUUUCUGUAACAAUGUAUGUUAAGAGCAGAGCUAGCAAUACUGAAAUACCAUCUUCAGAGGAUGAAAAGGCAACUAGCUCUCUGAAAGGUGCAAAAAGUUCAGGCGUUCAUGCAUGCAACAAAGAAAGGCAGAGAGAUGAGAGGCAUAGUGUGCUAACUGCAGAAGUCAUGGAUGUGACCUUACCAAAAAGUGCUGAUUGUGGAGAGAAGUUGAAGAAUGUAUGUGUAGAAGAGAAGCUGGAAAGAGAAGUGUCUCACAGAAAAAAGUUGCCCAUACAUUCUUUCCUUGAUGGAGAAGAUUGCUUAUGGACCUCAUUAGAAGGUUCAAAAGAGUCUAGUAGCAAAACAGUUACUGUCAGUACUGAGAACUAUGAAAAAGGUUUUGAAGAAAUCCCAAGAUCUGACCUAAAUAGUCUUUCAAAGGAAAGAAACGCUACAAAGCCUACAAGCUUCACUGAUACCAGUUCACUUUCAGAAGCUGUGCAAGAUUAUCAAACUGCAGAUGCAUCUGACAGAGAUGCUUCACCAGAAUUCAAAAACAAUAAAAUAAGCAUGCUAUCAAACAGUUGCAAAGAAUCAUUACCAAAUUAUGUAGUUCGAUGUGAAGUAUGUGUGCCUUACAAAUUAAAUGCACAGAGCAGAGAUAAUGCAAAGGAAAUUACAGGAUGUCAAGACACUAUACCAGCUCAUUCAGUUUCCACGGAAAAUGAGACUUCAGAUUCUGUGAGACUUGAUAGAGUAGAGAAAUGUCAGGCUCUUAAACGAAAGAAAAAGUAUGAGGAGAUUAAAGUGCAUGGGUCAGACAAGGCAAAACAAGAAAAAAAGGCAGAAUACAAAGUGAAAGCAAAAGUUACAUUGCAUCCAAGCAUAUUAUACAGUUCUGAACUUUUAUGCAGUUCUUCAAAUGAGUUGGUGAUGUCAAGAAAUACAAAGUUUGAAAGUCCUUCAGAGGACAUUUUUGUCAUUAGAAGCAGUGAAAAUAAACUGUGUAGCACUUUACAAGAAAUCAAAAGGCCAAAGAUUACCACUGAUACUAUUAGUUCAUGUUUUUUAAAGACUCAGGAUUCAGAAAUGGAAAACCUGAACCUUAAGUCAGGUUAUAAUGGAAUUCUUGGUGCCUUUGGAACUAAAAAUAAACUAAGAGGACCUCUUCCAUUAAAAAUACAGCCUGGAAGAACAUGCAAAAAAGUUCCCACAUCAUAUCAACUAGAAACUGUAAGAAAAAUAAGAAAACCUAAAAGUUCAGCUUUUUUGGAGCCUCCCUCAGAAAUGCCCCCUAAACAGGAAAACACAGUCCUGAAAUCUUUGUACUUUGCCUGUAAAUCACCAACAGUGAAAAAGGAAAUAGCCAUGAGAUUCGUCCAUAUGCCAAGGGAGAAGGCCAAGAGGUGCAGUUUGCUGAGCAGCUUGAAAUUCAGAAAAUGUACCAAAGAGCCAGCGCUACUGAGCAAGCUGUCUGCAAUAGCCAGCAAAUUACUGGAACCUGCCACAAGCAUCCAUAGCUUGGAAACUCUGCCGUAUUCUUCUGAAAUUCUUCCAGUGGCUGCAAGGUACGGCCAACAUAGAUCUAAAAAUCUAUUGGAAGCUGUCUCCUGCAUUAACAGGAGCUUACACUCACGCUGGGCUGACAGUUGGUGUACCAAGAUGUUCAGCUUUCAAUCUUUUGCACUUUAUUCAGUAGGAUCUACCAAAAUACCUUCUUUAGACUUGAGCAACAAUUCUCCUUCUUUCUUGGAUACCCCAGUGUUCCCAAUUUCUUUUCAUGUAAAAUUGGACUCCAGUUCUGUGACAGACCUCACAUGGACUACAUCUCAGCACUCUGCACAUCGCAGACUGGUUUUGGAAGAAAUGCCGGCACCACCUUCAAAGUGGACUUUUCUCCUGUCUCAGAGCUGUUCAGAUGCAACAGCAGUCAAGGAAGAUUCCAGUCAAGAUCAUGAGCUGCAUUCCCCUCUCUCCGUAACAACCCCAGGAGUUGUUGCACUUCAUCCUGACCACGGAAGAAAUGCCAUAGCUAAAAGAACAGGAAGUUGCUCCAUGCUUGGCCUUCACACAGUGUUAGCACUUUCUUCACCUGGAUGUUACAGGAUUUGGACAAGAAGAAGAAACUUAACCAGUCAUAUUCCUACCAUCCAGAGACUAUUUAUAUCCCAAUUUACCCAGGGCUUGAAAGGGGCAUCUAAUGUAUCAGAUGACCUGGUCUCUUCCUUGCCGUACUCCUUGGGCAGGGCGCUAUCCAUAUGGAGUCAGCAUGGUCCUUCUGCCUGUCCCUCCGAAAUCACUCCUCUUCAUUCCAAUCACUGCAAGUGGCAGCCAAGUGUGGGCAUCGAGAACAGCUAUGCCAUAUUACCACGCUUACCUGUACAGAGUAUGGGAGCACUACAGACUGCAGGUCAUGACAUAUGUCUGGAACCUUCAUUCCCUCUUCCACUACCAAAGUCUUGCUUGCUUUCGGAAGCACUGCCCCCUAGGCUUCCAGAACCUGACCUUCAGGUCCAUGCCCUUGAUGAAGCAGAUACUUCCAUUCCAGACUGUUUUAGAUCCCAAGAUGACACAGAACUGAAAAAAACUGACCCAGAAAAGAGGCCAAAGAAAGUCUCACAGAUCCGAAUCAGGAAAACUAUUCCUAGGCUAGAUCAUAACCUUACUCCAAUGGGACUACCCAAACCAAAAAGGCUUAAGAAGAAAGAAUUUAGUUUAGAAGAAAUUUACACAAACAAGAACUACAAGUCCCCUCCUCCAGCCAGGAGUUUGGAAACAAUCUUUGAAGAGCCCAAGGAAAAAAAUGGACUCUUGAUUUCUGUCAGCCAGCAGAAGAGAAAGCGGAUUCUGGAGUUUCAGGACUUCACUGUACCUCGGAAGAGAAAGGCACGAGGAAAAAUCAAAGCAGUGGGAAGUUUCACUCGAGCAAAAAAAGCUGCACCACCAAGUGCGGAGUUAGAUGCCCUUCUGAGUCAGAAGCUAAUGGACCUCGAAGAAUUUUUUGCAAAGGAGGAUGAGCAGGAGCUGUUGUGUAGCACUGGAGGGAGCCGUGAGCUGAAAAUGGUCCAGUGAGCUACUUUACUAUGUAUUAUAGUCCUGUUGGGAGGAAUCUACUGAUUUCUUCAUACCUUACUCUACCACUCUCUUCUAAUAUCUCAUGAUCAAGUAUUGGCUGUGACCCUCUAAGGUGCUAUUUAAUCUUUUUUUUUUUUUUUUUUUCCUACUGGAGGGAUUCUCUUAGGGUCACAUGUGACUUAGCAUUCCUUCCCCAACCUCUGGAAGUUAUGGCUAAUGUUCAGUUAUGUUUCAAGACCUUUUAAGGGUAGAGUAAGAGUAUCAGGGAGGAAGCAGCUCACCUUCCAUGAUGCUGGGACUCUGUACUCCAAAAUCUUUGCACAUUGAAUCUGCUGUUACUACUGUAAUGGCUGUUUGAACAACCUGACAGGCAAGUAUGUGGUGUUUGGUAAAGAUAAAUUUUAGCCAACACGUUCUUGAUAUACCACUAAAUUUUUAAUAAUUAAAAAUAGCAUUCCUAUCUUACUUUCAAUUAUUUCUUCCUUCUGUUUCUGUAGAAGGUUCCUUCUGAAUUUCUGUGCCCUUCCUGGCUUCAGGCAGCAGAAGCUCCACAUAACUAGACUUUAAUGAACUUGCACUUUGUAUAUCUUAGUUUAUUUGCAGCAUGAGGACCCCUUUUAACACAACUGUGAGUACAAAACAAAAAAAAAAGUAAUACUUUCAGAAAAGAUGAUGCCCGCUGCUGUUUUUUUCCCAAACAGUGAGUUUUUACCAAAUUGGCUGAUGCUUUAUACCCCUUCUCCAGAGGCAAAGCCUAUGAGUACGUUAAGCCACAGGGUAUGGAAGCUGAGCAUUUUAUUAGCUGAGCAGAGCUGCUGCGUACAAGAAGCACCAGAAAAACCUUUGAGACUCAUUUUGAACCGAUUUUAAUUUCAGGUAAAAUAUCAGCUUGAUUUUAACACCCGUUUUAGGUUUGCAAUUCAGAUAGCUCCCACUUAGAUACUCUGUGUACAGCACUGCUGUACGCAAUAGCUAGUGUUGUACAAAAAGCCUCCUAGCACGUGAAAAACUUUUUUUUCAUAAAGUGAGGCCAUUUGUCAUUAGAUGAUACAGCACCGGGCAAUUUCUCAGCCAUAACUUUUAAGAGAAGAGCGUUUCUUUCUGGGAUAACUUCUGUUAAACUUACUUGAAGCAUAAUUCAAAAUGAAUGCUAGCUGCAGUACAGGUAAUUUCUGUCCUCUAGUGCCUAUAGAAGUUAUUCAUGCAAAGCUGACUUUGCUAGGAUGCUCAAUUGAACUAGUUUAUUCUUUCACUUGUCACUUAAAACUUGCACUUUCUUAGUUACCUAUCCAUAUAGUAACGUUUAUAUUCACAUUCAGAAUAAGCAAGUAUCUAGUGGGCAGGUAUUUUAAUGAAGUCUCAGUAGAUGAAGGCCUGAAAAUACCAUCACUAUCUUCUGCUGCUCUGCCAUUUCUGUUACUGGCCUAACAGAAAACUCCAAAAUUAACAAGCAAUCUGUUGAAUUCCAGAGUUUGGAAAGUAGAGAGAUGGAAGAAGAAUAUUAUGUUCUCUGUGCCUGAAUCUUGAAAGAAAUGGUUUUUUUGUUUUGUUUUUUUUCUCUCAGUUUAUAUGCUGGGAUUAAUGAAAAUCUGCAUUCUUGUUUUGGAGGCUGAUUAAUCAGGAAGACUCAGGAAAAGAGAGAGGUGCAGACUUAGAGUAGUGGUAAUUUGGAUUUUGAGGAUAAAAUAACAAGAUGGGUAAACUUCAAACUUAUUGACAUAAAAUUUCAGCAGCAAGGUCUGGUUAACCUAAUUGAGCUGCUGGGGGAACAUUUUAAUUGAUCUUCUUUAUUUUUAUAGAAAUCCCUUAAAAAAAAAAUCAACUGUUUCAAAAAAUAUUUGAAGCUUUCUCUAUGUCAGCUUAUUACCCAAAUAUUGACUGGCUGGAAGCUGUUGCAAGAGUGAUAUAUAUACACAAAUAGAUAGAUAUAUUUUUAUGGUUUUAUGCCGUAGAAUGGGAUUGUGACACAGUGUUAAUUAACCUUCUGUUAAAAUGGGAGGCUUUUACUGCUGUGACAGAAUUGAGCUGUGUAACCUCACUGGGGCUUUUAAGAAAACAGUAUGGAUGAGAGGGAGGGAACUCGGGUCCAAGCAAAGUUCAGGCUUCUGAUAUGGAACUUUUUUUUUUGUCUACUUUCUUGCUCUGUCUUGUUUCUAAUUGCUUUGAAAUAACACUUCUUAACUUUUUAAUAGUUACAGCAGAGGGAGCAUAGGAAAGAAAACACUUGAUCCCCUUUUAUUUACAGUAAUUGGAGGAGUUAGAAAAUGAUGUAGCAGUUGCCUAGCUUGUCCCAGACCUUAGAGUUUGUGGAUUAUUCUGAUCUAAUAUUUGUAUGAUAGAGUUGUAAGCUAAUUGAGACAAAGCAUUUCUUUUCUUCCUCCCCACAUCCCCCUCAGGAACAGAUGUCAGUCAUGCGUGCACUUUUUUCCCUCUCCCACCUCUGUCCCUAUUUACAACACUCGUGGAACAACCUUGUUCCUUGUGGCUGUUCUUUGUACACUGGGAGCAGUGAUGGUGCAAAGGUAGGUAACUGCCACUCUGAGCUGCUUCUGUCUCAGAUCAUUGAAGGAAAAAAGUACAGAGAAUGUAUGUUUAGGGGUCGUAAAUACUUCCCUAGUGGAAGAAUAUGUACAACUCUCUUUUCAUAGAGAGAGCCUACUUCAGUAAUUUUUUUUUUCUUGUAACAUCAUGGAAAGACAUUUGUACAUAUUGCUCAUGGAAUGAUGUCUAGAGCAGCUUGAGAAGAAAUGCAAAGCUUUUGACACGUACCAUCUCAUAGCAGUUAUUUUUCAGAGACAGGCAGCUUUUUUUGUUUUUUUUUUUACUAAAUUAGCUGAUUAUGAGGGUUAGAUUUUUUUUCUUAAAAACGUAACAUCUUAUUUUCAUCGUGCUGCAACUGGAGCAGCUAAGACUACUUAAUGUACAUUAGAAAGUUUGCCUGCCUGGCCUUGUGGUUGCAUACAUUUGAGGUCUAAUGCUUGCUGGAUAUGAUCUUCUGCAAGCGGUUCUCAUUUAUUGCAUUUCAUGUGAGUUGGGCCUUUGGCAUAUUAUGUUCCAGGUGCUCUUCUAGGAUAUGGAUGCUAACUGUGGAUUAAAUGUCUAAAUGAUGCUAUCAUGUCAACAAAUAGCUUAAUGAGAAUUUGUACGCCUGUGCCAUUAGCCUCCGUCAAGCUCUUGGCAUUUUAUUUGUUCAAUAUUGUGUGAAUUCAACAUUUUACUGUUUCUUUUGUGUGUGUUUUUAAUUUAUGGAAAUAAAUUUUUCUGAGAACC
Numida meleagris (helmeted guineafowl) is the source of this 10370-nucleotide messenger RNA. It is a transcript of the gene PRR14L, whose product is annotated as proline rich 14 like. The record is from RefSeq and is a predicted model, not a curated record. The transcript has 9 exons. NCBI's taxonomy places the organism in Eukaryota, Metazoa, Chordata, Aves, Galliformes, Numididae. The coding region runs from base 162 to 7097 and encodes 2311 amino acids.